Molecule: messenger RNA, 1081 nt
Organism: Armigeres subalbatus
Lineage: Eukaryota; Metazoa; Arthropoda; Insecta; Diptera; Culicidae
Product: calcyclin-binding protein
Exons: 2
Coding region: 210-932 (240 amino acids)
Biological process (GO): heart development
Cellular component (GO): nucleus
Molecular function (GO): S100 protein binding; tubulin binding; ubiquitin protein ligase binding
Source: RefSeq, a predicted model, not a curated record
CGAUCACUUCGAUGACUUUUUGAUAUCGAAUGCGUUCAACAUUAAAGGGAUUGGUCCUCUAAACGAAAUAAAAUUUAAUAUUGAUUAAAUUUUAAGAAAAUACGUACUCUAAGUUGUUUAAUUUAAAAGGAGCGGAUUGGAUUGCCAAAUUUGAAAAACCUGUGUUGCAAGUGAAUUGGAAUACUGAUUAUUAAUACAAAGUAAGCACAAUGUCGCAGCAGACGAUCGAUAACCUCACAUUGGAUCUUGAAGAGCUCAAACAGUUGGCCAACACCGCAAAGCGUUCCCGCGUGCAGCAGCUGUUGUCGAUUGACAUUCGCAAGCUGGAAACAGAUUUACAGCACCAGAAGGAAUUGCUAGCGGCCAAAGAGAAAGAACAACUUGCCGGUGGGGCGUCCAAACCGCCCGCGCCGCUCCCGGGCGAUGUCAAACGGUACCGGAUUGAGCUGAAAGAAUAUGCCUGGGACCAGAGUGACAAGUUCAUCAAAAUCUUCGUCACCGUUAACGAAGUUCAGCAGGUUCCAGAGGAGAGUGUGAAUGUGGAAUUCACCGCCAACUCGUUCAACCUGUUGGUCAGCAAUCUGAACAACAAGGAUUACAUUUUCACGGUGAACCACCUGCUAAACGAGAUUGAUCCGGCGAAGAGCUAUCGGAAGGUAAAAUCCGACAUGGUGGCAAUCUAUUUGGCAAAGGUGGAACCCACCAAGUGGACACACAUGACCCUAACGGCUAAGCGGCUCCAGGACAUGAAGGACGAGCGUAUGUCUACCAGCACUAAGGACAGCGAGGCAGAUCCAUCCAGUGGGUUGAUGAAAAUGAUGCAGCAGCUGUACGAUAGCGGCGAUCCGGACACCAAACGAAUGAUCAACAAGGCUUGGCACGAGUCUCAGAAUAAGAAAGGCGACAUGCCGAACAUGCCCUUCAUACCGUAGGGUGAGAUUUUGUUUAAUUUAGAGUCAAGUGUAAGAUGGCAAUCGGCAUUUAUAGUAAUUAUUACAUUCUUUCUAUUGAUCUAAAGACUUGAAGCUAAUAUGUAGGGUCCAUGGAACUGAAUUGAAUAAAUCCGUGAAUUAAAGAAUAA